This is a messenger RNA of Scleropages formosus (Asian bonytongue), 2012 nucleotides long. RefSeq names its product pinopsin-like. Bases 549 to 1691 code for a protein of 380 amino acids. NCBI's taxonomy places the organism in Eukaryota, Metazoa, Chordata, Actinopteri, Osteoglossiformes, Osteoglossidae. The record is from RefSeq and is a predicted model, not a curated record. The transcript has 4 exons. Gene Ontology annotation, cellular component: membrane. Gene Ontology annotation, molecular function: G protein-coupled receptor activity. Gene Ontology annotation, biological process: G protein-coupled receptor signaling pathway; visual perception.
AACAUUAUUAUAGGCUGUUCGUCAGCUGUGCGCGCGCGCUCCACUGUCGGGACUCUUUUUACUUUCUUUGUGCAGCGCCGUUAUUAACGUUAACGAGUCGCGAAGCGCUCUGCAGUUGGACACGAACGCUGCACGGACGGAGUUGAGAGAAACGGAAAGAGGAAGCGGCGGGUUCGAUGGGCGGACGACGGACCCACGAGGCACUUUGCCGAACGGAACCUCACUCUGCUUGAGGCGAAGCGAAGUCUGUGUGAAGACCGAGACGUGCUGCUGCUGCUGGGCCCGGGGAGAUGCGACGCAUGCGCCCGGACCCCUGACGGCACAGUCACUGGGUCAGUGUGUCCACCUGCCCGGCCGGGCGGUCGCCGAGGACGGAUGAUGACGAUGACGAUGAUGUCCUCUUAUUAUUCUUGCUCCUCUUCUCGCGCUGCUCCCGCCAACGGCACGCGCUCUGAACACCGUGCCAUGCGGCGCGUGUGAGUGCGAGUGAGGCGACGGAACGCGCGCCGAGACUCCGGGGUCGGUCGCAGCCCAGGAGGAUCAUCAUCAUGUACUGGGAGGAGGCCGGUUCGAACCGCAGCUCCAACUGGAGCGCCGAGGAGCCCUCCUCCUCCUCCUCCUCGCCGGGGCGCGGUGGAUGGAGCGACGUCCCGCCGGAGAGCCUCUCCCGGACCGGGCACACGGUGGUCUCCGUCUUCCUGGGCUCCAUCAUGCUCUUCGGCUUCCUCAACAACCUGGUGGUGCUCGUGCUCUUCUGCAGGUUCAAGACGCUGCGCACCCCGGUCAACAUGCUGCUGCUCAACAUCAGCGUGAGCGACAUGCUCGUGUGCGUGUGCGGCACCACGCUGAGCUUCGCGGCGAGUGUGCGGGGCCGCUGGCUCGUGGGCCGCCGCGGCUGCAUGUGGUACGGCUUCGUCAACUCGUGCUUCGGAAUUGUAUCCUUAAUCUCCCUGGCCGUGCUCUCAUAUGAUCGCUACAGCACUUUAACCGUCUACAACAAACGGGCCCCCGACUACCGCAAGCCCCUCCUUGCUGUGGGAGGGUCCUGGUUGUACUCUCUGUUUUGGACGGUGCCCCCCUUGCUGGGCUGGAGUAGUUACGGCCUGGAGGGAGCAGGGACAAGCUGUUCGGUGACCUGGACGGCCCGGACCGCCGAGUCCCAUUCCUACAUCAUCUGCCUGUUCGUCUUCUGCCUGGCGCUUCCUGUGCUCCUGAUGGUGUACUGCUACAGCAGGCUGAUGUACGCUGUCAAGCAGGUGGGGAGGAUCCGGCGGAGCGCCGCCCGGAGGAGGGAGUACCACAUCCUGUUUAUGGUCAUCACCACAGUGGUGUGUUACCUGCUCUGCUGGAUGCCGUAUGGCGUGGUGGCCAUGAUGGCCACCUUUGGCCGGCCAGGCCUCAUCACGCCCAUCGCCAGCGUGGUGCCCUCCAUCCUGGCCAAGAGCAGCACAGUCAUCAACCCACUCAUCUACAUCCUUAUGAACAAGCAGUUUUACAGGUGUUUCCUGAUCCUCUUCCGCUGCAAGCGCAAGACGUCAAAAAACGGCAACUCCUCCGUACCGUCCAAGACGACGGUGAUGCAGCUCAACCGCAGGGUGCACAACAACACGGUCGCUUGCACCGUGGACCUCACCGGGAUCCACCGAGACUGCGCGACCACCCCCACUGACCCCCCCGACAUCACAGCAUGACGGCCCCACCCCCCACACACCUGCGACCAGCAUCCUGGAGCAUCACCCUGCUUUUCCACACUGGUGUAAAUACCACCGUGCUACACCGUUACACGUUUUGUUACAAAAUAUCGUUAUACUUUUGCUUUUGAUAUGACCACUUGCGCUUCCUUUGUCCCCUGACCGUAUAUGAACUUCAAACUUGUUUUGUCAUAUGACGUGAGGAGCUACUUUCUAAUAAAGUGCAGCACGUAAUGAAACCCUUGUCAUCGUAGGUGUGUUUCAAUACGCACGUUAUACAUUUAGAGCUGUCACCGUCCUGCACGCGGCUCCGCCGAAAGC